Molecule: messenger RNA, 1441 nt
Organism: Anolis sagrei ordinatus
Lineage: Eukaryota; Metazoa; Chordata; Lepidosauria; Squamata; Anolidae
Source: RefSeq, a predicted model, not a curated record
GUCACGAUGGGGAGGCACCAGGUGACUUGCUGGCUUGCCAUUUUCCUUCUGCUGGUGCAGGCUAAUGUCUCCCUUGCCAAAAAGAAGCCCAAGCCCAGCGGUGGCGGCUGGAAUCAAGGGGGGCAGCGCCAACCCGGCUACCCCCAACAGCCUGGCUAUCCCCGCAACCCUGGCUAUCCUCAACAACCUGGCUAUCCUCAGCAACCUGGCUAUCCCCAAUGCAAUCCUAGCUACCCCCAACAACCUGGCUAUGGUGGGGGCUAUGGAGGAGGCUAUGGUGGGGGCUAUGGUGGGGGAUAUGGUGGAGGCUAUGGUGCCAAGCCAUGGAAGCCCAAACCACCCAAGACCAAACUGAAGCACGUAGCAGGAGCAGCGAUCGUGGGAGCUGCAGUCGGAGCCCUUGGCGGCUACCUCUUGGGAAGAUCCAUGUCCAACUUACAGUUUGGUUUUCCCAACCAGCAUGAUGAGCGCUGGUGGUACCAAAACCGCGACCGUUACUCAGACCAAGUAUACUAUCCUCCCUACGCCUCUGUUUCGAGGGAAGUCUUCGUGAGAGACUGCGUGAACGUCACGGUGACGGAGUACAUCCAGCCCACUGGGAACCAGACCGCGGAUGAAAUGGAAAUGAAAGUGGUGCCGCUUGUGGUGCGUGAAAUGUGCACAGAACAAUACCGGUUGCUCUCGGGAGUAGCGCUGCUUCUGGCCAACCCUUCCCUGGUCUUUACCAUCACGUUAGCCCUGUGUUUCCUGAUACACUGAGGUUGCCCUCCUCGAGCCUCCACCUCGCUAACACACCAACGGUGGAGAAGGAAAGAGAGCUAGAUAAAGCCACGGUUUUGUGGAGAGUACAGUCCCCAUAUUGCACCUCUUGGGUGGAGUGUCUUCAAGAGCUGCCACACCUGCUGUGUAUUCAUGGAUAACACGGGCUUCCUCCUCACACACUCCUUUUAUAGCCAUCCUGGUUUCUGUUUGUAGCGGUAUGAAAUAUUUUUAAGGGAAGACGAAGGGCUAUUUUUGUUACAAUGCAGGGAGCUGGCCAUCCGUCAAGUGGCAUCCGUCUUAAUAGAUCACUGAGCUUAAUUUCAUGCAAAACAUAUGCAUAAGGCAAUGAUUCCACAUAUUGUUGCAUUUUCUCUGGCUACUCCUGCUCCUGUUACUUUGCCCCGAAGAGAAUGCAUUUCACAGAAUCAUAGAGUUGGAAGAGACCUCAUUGGCCAUCCAGGCCUGCCAAUAAACAGGAAAAUUGCAUUCAAAGCAGCCCCGACAGAUGGCCAUCCAGCCUCUGUUUAAAAGCUUCCAAAGAAGGAGCCUCCACCACACUCCAGGGCAGAGAGUUCCACUGCUGAACAGUCUCUCACAGUCAGGAAGUUCUUCCUCAUGUUCAGAUGGAAUCUCCUUUCUUGUAGUUUGAAGCCAUUGUUCCGUGUCCUAGUCUCCAGGC